Molecule: messenger RNA, 4005 nt
Organism: Capra hircus (goat)
Lineage: Eukaryota; Metazoa; Chordata; Mammalia; Artiodactyla; Bovidae
Gene: PGLYRP4
Product: peptidoglycan recognition protein 4
Exons: 9
Coding region: 556-1770 (404 amino acids)
Biological process (GO): peptidoglycan catabolic process
Molecular function (GO): zinc ion binding; N-acetylmuramoyl-L-alanine amidase activity
Source: RefSeq, a predicted model, not a curated record
GAGCAACCUCCAUCCAGAACCUUCAGACUCUUGGAGCAGACCUGUCCCCACAGGCAGAAAGUUACCAGAGGUCAGGAUGUGACCCUCAGGUCCCACAGGCACCCCUGGGUUCGCCAGGCUUCCUGGGAGCCUUGGGCAGCCGCACCCUUUCCCAGGGAGGAGGUACCUGGGAUUAUUCACAGGGCGGGUCCCUGCUGUCAGCACCUGUCUGGUCUCACUAAUUCCCUCUCCGUGCUGUAGACGGUGGACUGAGCAGAGCCUGGCCCUCCUUUUUCUCCUCCUCUCCCCCUUUGGUUAGGGCUCCUGGCCUUUCUCUUCUCUCUGAAAAGCCAGGGCCCAGUCUUCUUUCCCGGGGAGAGAGUGCCCUCUAGUGCCCGGGAGGGUGAAGGCCGAGGAGGAGGGCAGGGCCAGAGGCCAAGCCUGAAAGGAGGCCCUGCCAGCCAAUGAGGGGUGAGCCGGCUGCAGCUUGACCUGCGGAGCUGGGACAGCAAGGGACCCACAGGUAUUUCUGAGUAGCCGAGGUCUCUCCUGUCCGUGUCCUGGAAUCACGUGAAGAUGCUGUGGUGGCUUCUUGUCUUCUCUACUCUGGGUCUCGGGGCCUGGGGUGAUUCCUCCUGGGAUAAAACGCAAGAUAAACACCUGUCCAAGGGACUUCAGGACCUGCUUGGCAACAUCUCACAGCUCAUUGAAAAAGACAAACGGGGUCUCAGUGGUGUCUCCACCAUGGUCUCUCGCGAGCAGUGGGGGGCAGAUGCCAUUGGCUGCUGUGCCCAGCUGGCCCUGCCGGUGGACUUCCUUGUCACACACCACGUCCCUGGGCUGGAAUGUCACAACCAGACCUUGUGCAGUCAGAGGCUGCGGGAGCUGCAGGGCCAUCACGUGCGCAACGGCUGGUGUGACGUAGCCUACAACUUCCUGGUUGGGGACGACGGCAGGGUGUACGAAGGUGUUGGCUGGAAUGUCCAAGGUGUGCACACCCAGGGCUACAACAAUAUCUCCCUGGGCCUCGCCUUCUUUGGCAGCAGCAGAGCUAUGCAGGAGCUGGCAGGACAUCUUGUCUCCCCACAGAACUCUGCAACUCAGGCCAGAUCGAGGCUUCCUAAGGAUCACUCUCUUCCAGGCCACAGCCCUAGCCCUGCCGCCCUGGCAGCCAUGGAAGGUUUGAUCUCCUCUGCUGUCCGCAAGGGCCACCUGUCACCCCUGUAUGUCCAGCCACUCCUUGUGAAAGGUGAGAGCUGCCUGUCCUCUCAGCAGAAUGCAAGUCUCAAGGAAGUUUGCCCACUUAUUGUCCAGAGGUCUGCUUGGGAUGCCAGGGAGGCCCACUGCCCCGAGAUGAACCAGCCGGCUCAGUAUGUCAUCAUUAUCCACACCGCGGGGCGAACCUGCAACAGGUCUGAUGAAUGUCGCGUGCUGGUCCAAGAUAUCCAGUCCUCCUUCAUGGAUAGAUUGGACUCGUGUGAUAUUGGGUACAACUUCCUUGUGGGCCAGGAUGGCAUCAUCUAUGAAGGAGUAGGCUGGAGUGUCCAAGGCUCCCACACCCCCAGCUACAAUGACAUUGCCCUGGGCCUCGCCUUUAUGGGCACCUUCUCUGGUUCCCCGCCCAAUGCCGCAGCGCUGGAGGCAGCCAAGAACCUGAUCCAGUGUUCCGUGAUCAAGGGGCACCUGGUCUCCGACUACCUGUUGGUGGGGCACAGUGACGUGACCAACGUUCUGUCUCCUGGGCGGGCUUUGUACAACGUCAUUAAGACUUGGCCUCAUUUCAGACACUAGGGAGCCCCUUUUUCUCCCAAGACCAUUCCCAUCCCCAACCCCAUCCCCUUCCCCUUCCCCAGCCCCACCUGCUGGUCCUCCCCUUCCUCUCCAUUCUGAUUCAACACCUGUAUCCCCUCCUUGGCAACCCCAUCCUGUGCCUCCUGUCUCAGGUUAGUGUGAUCAUUUCCUGCCAGCAUCUCCCAGAAUCUCUUAAACCCUGCAGUUGGAUGUUCCCAGCCCUCUGAGUCUGGGCCCAGUCUUCCUCUCUUCUCACCUUCCUCUCCCCACCACCCAUGUCUUCAGCCAGGUGAGCUUUCUUGUCCCCUGACGCACACCCCUCUCCUGGUGUGCCUUCCCCUGCCGUCUGCCUGGCAGCCCCCAGCCUCACAUGUGACCCAGGUCAGUGUCCCAGCCCCUCCUCUCUGCUCACACACUGCCUUGCCCUAAUUUGGAAGCAGCCCUUAUUUCAAGGCAGUAAUUGUUUAUAGACAUUCUCUCCACUGGGUUGUGAGGUUGUCCACUUUCAUUCAUGUCUGUGUCUUCAGUUCUUCAGCAGUGUCUAGAAUUCAGGAGAUGAGACAGAUAUUUAUUGGAGAAAUGGAUGAAUAAAGGGGAGUGGGCCAAGUCCCUGCUCCCCUUUCCAAUUUGCUGGACAUACCCUCUUUGGGCAGGAUUUGCUGGACCUUGGGCAGUCCCCCAUCCUGCCAGCAUUCUCUCUGUUCCAUUCUUUUCCAGUCCGAGGCUCAGAACUGGCUCUGGUUGCUUGUCUCUGGGGUCCUGUGUCCACAUCCUCCCACACCCCUGUGAGGACAGGACCAUGCAUUACUCCAGACCCAGGCCCAGGCUGUGUCCACACAGGCCACCCAGCACCUCCCCGCAUAAGGGAUGCUCACAGAUAACAAAUUAUAAACUAGCAUUUCAGAUCCAGCUAAAAGUAUCAAGGAAAUCAUGUAAGGUAGGAAAGAAAAAUUAACUAGAAGUGUAAAAUAUGAGAAAUUGGGUAAUAGAACUCAUGAGAGAGUAAGAAAUAUAAUAACCAUUUCAGAAAUGACCAGGUAAAAGAAGGAAGAUAAAAAGUAAAUGCACAUAACAGAUAACACCUUAGAAGAAAAAGAAGAUCGAAUGAAGGAAAAAAUUAAAAAUCCAAAAGAAAUAAAAAACAAGAGUAAAACAACCAGAUGGAAAGUAACCAAUGUAGUUGAUAAGCAAAGAAGUUACAAGGCAUGUAUAACUGAAGUCCCUAAACAAGAAAACUAAAAUAAGGGAAUAGGACAAAUACAAAAACUGUAAUUCUAGAAAACCUUCCUGAAAAAAAAGUUUUGAAAAUUUGCUUUUACUUUGCUUUGUAUUUAAAAAGAAUGACUCACAAAGAUGAAUUACAGGGUGUAUUAAACUAACGGGUUUUCAAUAAAACAUUUCCUCUGGGCAUUCAGAAUAAAACCCCCAAAAUGUGACAAAUAAGAGAGAAAAAUGUCAUCAGACUUUUUGACAACAUUUUCAGCUAGGAAAAAAGUGGAAGAAUAUAUUUAAAAUGUAAGGGGAAAAUGUGAUAAUGUGAUCCAAGGGUUUUAUAGUCAAUAAAAUUGAGUUUCAAAUACAAAGGUCACAGAUAUACUCUCAUCAACAUGUAAGAAUUCUGGGAAUAUAGUCUCAUGAGCCCUUCCUUAGGAGUCUACAAGAUAAUGACCUCAAACAACCAAAAUAAGACAUUAACAUAAUGACCAGAGAUAAAUAUUAAUGUAUGUGUAUUUGUAAAUUAAGACUAAAUGAAGAUUAUCAAAGUGAGAGUAUAGUAUGUAAUGGUUGUGAGUGCUAACAAUGUAGCAGAUUACAGAACUGAAAAAAAAUGUGGAGGGAAUGAGAAGAGUGUCUGCAAAUUUAAACUAUUUUAGUAAUUAUACUGUUGGUGCUAAUCUUUGUAUUGUUUUUGCAUGAAAAUUUACUGUGAGAUGUGGGGUCAAACAAAUGAGUAAAUAUGUGAUAUUCUAAUUCUAUCACCCCCAGUGUUUUUGAAAGUAAGAUUCUCAAGGUGGAAAAAGAAGAGGUUAAGUAAUAUACCAGAGCCCUGGAUUUGAAUUGAAAAUAUAAGGAUAAACCCACGAGGUACUUAUGAACUCAUGAAGUGUUUCAUUUUAACAUUUUUAACCACUGUCUGGUGAAGGGUCUGGAAACUUUGAUCCAUCCAGUAGCAAUAAGUUAGCACCAGAUUGUGAGCUGAAAUUACAAUAUCCCAAUAAAAGAAAUAAAAAGUUC